Hippocampus comes (tiger tail seahorse) is the source of this 987-nucleotide messenger RNA. It is a transcript of the gene dctn6, whose product is annotated as dynactin subunit 6. The transcript is spliced from 7 exons. The record is from RefSeq and is a predicted model, not a curated record. Gene Ontology annotation, molecular function: dynein complex binding. The coding region runs from base 124 to 789 and encodes 221 amino acids. Gene Ontology annotation, cellular component: dynactin complex. Gene Ontology annotation, biological process: mitotic spindle organization. Lineage: Eukaryota; Metazoa; Chordata; Actinopteri; Syngnathiformes; Syngnathidae.
AUUGGUCACAAAGACAACACUAUAACGCGGUUGGGUGGAUAAUACAGACAGCAUUUUACUGAUAUUAUCAAACAAGUCACGAGCUAUUGCAGUUUCUGUGCGUCUAAAAAUAACUGAUGAGCAAUGACUGCACAAGAGAAGUGGUUCGGAAAUCUGUUUCAUGCCUCGGAGGGGAAGAAUUUGCGCAUGCCCCUUAACUUCAACGGUAAGGCUGUCAAGUCGAUUAUCGAGUGCAGUCGAGUGUGCAGCGUCAAGAUUGCAGCAGGGGCUGUGGUGUGUGUUGAAAGUGAGAUCAAAGGGGAUGUUACUAUAGGCCCAAGGACAGUGGUUCACCCAAAAGCACGAAUUAUUGCAGAAGCGGGACCCAUUGUGAUCGGAGAAGGCAAUUUGAUCGAGGAACAAGCUGUCAUCAUUAACAGUCAUCCAGAAAACAUCACCCCAGAUGUUGAAGUGGAACCAAAGACGAUGACCAUUGGUAUCAACAAUGUAUUUGAAGUUGGCUGUUUGUCACAAGCCCUCAAAAUUGGCGACAACAAUGUUAUCGAAUCAAAAGCUGAUGUAGGUAGGAAUGUCAUCCUAACCAGUGGCUGCAUCAUUGGCGCCUUCUGCCAAGUGAACACCUGCGAGGUCAUACCAGAGAACACAGUCAUUUAUGGCUCUGGAUGUAUGAGGCGGGUGCAGACUGAGAGACCACAGCCUCAAACACUUCAGCUCGAUUUCUUAAUGAAGAUUUUGCCCAACUACCAUCACUUGAAGAAAACCAUUAAAGUCAGCCACACUGCUAGUUAAACAUGCAACGUUGGAAUUGUGAACAGCAAAAUCUGAAGUCGGUCAAGAUGAAAUGACAUAUGUACAUAUUACUCAACAUUAUUCUCAUCAGUACUUUUCCUUGCUGGUAUAUUCUACGAAGCAUAACACCUUUAUACUGCUCCCUCUGUGCUAAACAAUAUGAUCUGAUAAAUUAAACAUGCUCAGUUUUGUACUCAU